Molecule: messenger RNA, 2425 nt
Organism: Actinia tenebrosa (Australian red waratah sea anemone)
Lineage: Eukaryota; Metazoa; Cnidaria; Anthozoa; Actiniaria; Actiniidae
Product: short-chain dehydrogenase/reductase family 9C member 7
Biological process (GO): steroid metabolic process
Cellular component (GO): intracellular membrane-bounded organelle
Molecular function (GO): oxidoreductase activity
Source: RefSeq, a predicted model, not a curated record
UAUUACUGUUAAACAAAGAGUAAAGUAGUAUUCCGUUCUGCCUGUUAAACUUAUAACUAUUACUGUAGUUAUCAAGAGUACUUGUUUAUAAAGAGCAAUCCAGUUCAUCGGUGUUUGUAGAUAUUUGACCUCAACAUAACCAUAUGUAUAGAAAUUACACAUAAUUUCUGAUAUCAGAUCACAUUUAGUAUUUCGUAACCUUAAAAACUAGAAUACAAAACUACUAUGCUAUCUCAAGUGUAGAAGAAGAUUAUUUGCAUGAAGGCCUCUAAAGGCGUCUGAGUACUGAGACUGCUUCACAUCACUCAUCUGUUUCGAAAGAUCGGAAACAUAAUUUUUAGACAUUAAAAAAAAAAAAAGAAUUGAACUACUAUAAUAUAGCAUGACGGGUCUGAACGUGCUGUGGAAAAAAAGGCCAAAGAAUGAUUGUUAUUUGAGAUUACUGAAUAAAGAAAUGCUACACCUAUGAAUGUCACGGUAGAAAACCUAGCUUGAAGCUUCAGCGUGGAAACAGGCUGGACAGCAAGAGGUCAUACUACAGAACUAGUUCUUUGCUCUAUACUCUCAGCAAAAUACUACCAGUUUUCUUUAUUAGCUAUAUCGUCAAGGUUAAUAGAAGAAGAUCGAUUCUCCUUUUUCCACGAUGCUACCUAUAAUUGCUGGUCUAUAUAACCCUAGUAUACUAGCAGCGCUUGCUAUCACGGUACUGACAUGCCUGUACAUCAUAAGAAAAUAUUUUUCCGACCCUAAAGAACCGAACGUCAACGACAAAUAUGUCUUUAUUACUGGAUGUGAUCGUGGAUUUGGGAAGAUGGCGGCCGAGAGGUUGGACAAGCUUGGUUUCCACGUCAUAGCAGCUUGUUUCACUAGUGAAGGAGAAGAAAAGCUAGUGAAAGAAUGUAGUGACAAGAUUACUACUUUCAGGCUCGAUGUUACUAAGACUGAACAGGUCCAAGACGUUUAUCUUAAAGUCAAGGCGCUUAUUCCGCGUGACCAAGGGUUGUGGGGAGUUGUGAAUAAUGCAGGGAUAGCAGAGGUCGGACCAGCAGAUUGGGUCUCCCUCAAGCAAUUCCAAGCAGUUGCAGAUGUGUGUUUGUGGGGACUCAUUGAUGUCACCAAGACGUUCCUCCCUCUGGUCAAGAUGGCGAAAGGGCGUAUUGUAAACCUUGUCAGUAUUGGAGGCCGAGUGUGUCUGCCCAAUGUUGCAACCUACAGCGUCGCCAAAUAUGGCGCCGAGGCGUUCAGUGAUGCUAUUCGCCGUGAACUCGUAGCAUUUGGAAUAAAAGUCAGCAUCAUUGAGCCCGGAUUUUUUAACACGGAAAUGACCAACCCUAAAAUACUGGAGAAAAGCUGGGCAGACUUAUGGGACAGCCUUGACAAGGAAGUAAAGGAAGAGUAUGGAGAGCAAUACUAUCAAACCUGUGUCAAAAACAUACUGUCUGGUGUAGUGGACAUCUGCUCUUCCCCACACACUUACAAAGUCAUUGACGCUAUUGCGCAUGCUCUGACCUCCACCAAUCCCAAGCCACGGUAUGUCAUUGGUUGGGACAGUAGGUUACUAUGGAUAUGGUUGUCAAGGCUACCAACACGUGUAGGUGACUUCAUACUCAGUCUUCUUGGUGAAAAGGCUACGCCUGCAAGUACGCUUCACAAGUCCUAAACACAGUUUUUUUCAGAAUCCCAAAAAUGUUACAGUAGAGACAUUUAGCAUUAGGUAUACCGCUAACCGUUAACUGCUAAGGAUCAGACCCCGAAACACGCCCGCAAACACGUAGAAACACUCAGCAUAAGCGAUAUUCAAUAAGGCGGCUCUCUCAGUAACAACUUAGUUAUGACGCUUUGCUAAACGUUGAAAGUGGACGGAAAACACCUGAGGUACUUGAAGAUUGAGGAGCUAGCAAGAGCGUCAUACUUUGGGUCUCUAGUGCUUGUGUGUAGCGCAAAAAAAUAUAUAUAUACAACGAUAACGAAAGUAAAAUGCUUUUUUUUUUCUGGAAUUCUUUUGGUCAUAUAUAGAUUUUUGCCUUAAGUUUUUUGAAUAGUGUUUUCAAGACAGCUCCGUUGAAUUUUCAUGUUGGUUACAAAUCUCAUCGCACGCAUAUAGUAAAUAACUUUACAUAUGGGUAUUUGUGUGAGAUAUUAUUAUAACUCAUAUUUAAAAUGCUCUUUCUCUUUCUAGCUGCCAUGUAAAGAAUGUCUUCACGAUAAAUAGAUAUAGAGCUAUCUUUAAAAGGCUUCGCCCCGAAAUGCCCUAUGGUCUAUAUUAAUCCAAUCAGCGAAAGGUCAUAACGAUUUGAAAUUUUCUUAAAUUUUGUCUACAUUUUUUUAGAAAUAUUUUCUUUUGUGCCGACGUUUACUAAGCUUGAAAUCAUGUAUUACAAUCAUAUCCUACUGAGUUUUAAAUAAAUAUAAUACAUUCGAACAA